AUAUGUAUAUUUCAGCAUCUGCUCUUAAGAACUUCUCACUGGACGUCGUCGUAUAAACUCCUUUUUCCUGUCCUAUUUGGAAGCCUAUCUGUAGUCACUUUAGAUGGAAAGUUAAAGUAUAUUAGAUUUAAAUUAUAUCCAGUAAUUAAAAACCCAGCUUUUAUUAGCUUUCUAUAUUCUCUCAUUCUAUGAAUCAAAUUGAUUAAAUCCAUUCUAUGUUCUAUGUAUAUAUAUACAUGUAUUUAUGUAUGAACAUUUCAUACUGAUCUUUUUCAAAUUCUACUUUUAUUAUGUGUAUGUAUGUUAUGUAUAUCUGUAACUGAAAUUCUCAUUUGGGGUUUGAAAACCCUAAGUUUAAAGUUUGGGAAUUUCAAGAAAGCCUUAAUCUUUUGCCCAAAGAUUCAGUUUUUGGUGAAUUCUUGAAAUUCCAAGAUCUGGGUAUUGGGAAUUUUAAGAAAAACUGAAACUUUUGCCCAAAGAUUCAGUUUUUGUUACUGUUUUUGUGGGAUUCUUGAAAUUUUUGGAUCUGGGUGUGUGAAAAAAAAGGUUGUGGGGUGUGAUAAAAAUGGUGGAUCAAGAAGAUGAGGAGUUGAAAAUGGCGUUAAGGAUGAGUAUGCAGAAGGAGUCACCUGAGCCUAAGAGGAGUAAACCAGGAGAGGAGGUUUCUGGUGGUGGGGAGGAAGGAGGGGAGUCGCCAGAGGCGAAAAACCGGAGACUUCAGAGGGAAUUGAUGGCUGCUGCUGCUGAAAAGAGGAUGAAGAAUGUGGUGGUGAAGAAGAGUGGGGGUGGUGGGGAUGGGAGUGGGAGUGGGAGUGGGAGUGGGAGUGGGGUGGUGGUAUGUAAGGAUAAAAGUGUGAAUUUGGUUAAGGGUGAGGAGAAAAAUGUGAGUUUGGUUAAGGGUGAGGAUAAAAAUGUGAACUUGGUUAAGGGUGAGGAGAAAAAUGUGAGCUUGGUGAAGGGGGAAGAGCUUUUGGUUGCUGAGGCUAAUCAGUUGUUUUCAAUGAUCUUUGGUUGUGAAGUUACCGAAGGUAUUCUUGGUCGGUGGACUAAUCAGGGCAUAAGGUUUAGUCCUGAUCCAGAUACAUCUAUGGGUUUAGUGCAGCAUGAAGGUGGGCCCUGUGGUGUGCUAGCAGCAAUACAGGCUUUUGUUCUCAAGUACCUAGUGUUUUUCUCGGAUGAUGUAAAUGUGGCUUCACCUAGCUUGUCUGGCAAUGUGGGUUUGAGAAGAUUGGCUAAUAAAGAUUCUUCUGGAGUUGAUAUUUUUUCAUCUCUAAGUGAAGAAAAAAAAUCAAGAGCAUUGGUCAGAGCCAUGGGUGAGAUAUUGUUUAUGUGUGGAAGCAAUAGAAGGGUUGUGAUAGCCUCUUUGAGAACACUUGAUGGUAACCUUGAGGGGUCCGAGGGGCGUUCAAGUGAUGAGGUCAUUUCUAAAGCACUUGAAGGCCUCUCAAUUGAAUCCGCGGCUAACUUGCAAAAGGUUUUAAUCAUUAACACAUAUACUUCGCCGGUAGAUGCCCUUCAAAGGCUUGAAGCACUGCUCCCAGUAUUUCGAAGUCGUAUGGGAGCAAUGCUGUUCCUAAUAUCUGCUUUGCUUUCUCAUGGACUGGACAAUGUUCAAGCUGAUAGGGAUGAUCCUUCUCAACCUUUGGUUACAGCACCUUUUGGACAUGCUUCACAGGAAAUUGUAAACCUGUUGGUUUCUGAAGCUGUUGCCAAUGUGUUUGAUGGGAGGAUGGAUUUGGGUGGUGGCAUGUUUGUGAAGGGUAUCUCCACAACAGUUGAAGUUGGAUUUCUUACCCAGCUAGAGUCCCUAAACUUCUGUAAAGUUGGUCUGCAUUUGAAAUGCCCGAAAUGGCCAAUAUGGGUUGUUGGCAGUGAUUCUCAUUACACAGUCUUAUUUGCUCUCGAUACAAAAGUUCAGGAGGAGAAUGAACUUGAAGGCAGGGAAACAAAGAUCCGUAGAGCUUUUGAUGCACAAGAUCAGAGUGGAGGUGGCGGAUUCAUUAGCGUGGAAGGUUUUCAUCAAGUCCUUAGGGAGACUAAUGUCAAUCUUCCGUCAGACAAGCUUCAAAACCUAACCAGCAGUGGAUACAUUGUAUGGAGCGAAUUCUGGCAGGUCUUGUUAGACUUGGAAAAGAAUUCGGGAGGGCUGAAAGAUCCUAGUGGAUUAAGUGGAAAAAAGGUGUUUGAUCUUUACCACUUCAAUGGGAUCGCAAAAUCAGUUAUGAACGGGAACUCUGGAAAUAAUUUUCCGGUACAAAGGCCUAGACUCACUAAGUUGAGGGUUUCGGUUCCCCCGAAGUGGACUCCUGAGGAGUUCAUGUCUGCCGGACCAGCUACAAGUGAUAAGGAUUCUGUUGGUGAAGUUUCAAAACCAGAACCUUCUCAGCAUGCUGCUUUAGUCGACUGCAUCCGGACACGCUGGGCCCGCGCCACAUGUACUUGGGAAGGUGAUCCGCCCAGCAUCGUUUGAUUGGUUAGCUGAUAUAGUCUGAACUUGAGGCUGACUUCUGAACAAGGUGAAAGCUUUCUGGGCAGGGAGAUUUUUGUCAUGGGCAUAAUGCAAUACCAUUUUGAACUGUGUGAUAGUGUAACUUUAAGAUUCUGGUUUUUGAUUAGGAGAGGUCCAAUUCUGAGGGUUAAGAGAGGCAGUGCUGUUAUUUCGAACUUUGGGGCAUUAAUUUUUUCAUAUGCUGUUGAUUAGGUUUUUCUCCCUUUUUACUCUGAGAGGGAGAUAAAUAAGCAUCAGACUGGUCAUUAAUUAUUGUUGUAACUAUAGAAAGCCUCUCAUCUUUGCGGUUGAUUAGGGAAUUAUCUUAUGCAGAGAAGUGUUUUGUCUCAA
Messenger RNA from Lycium ferocissimum, 2839 nucleotides. RefSeq lists its product as uncharacterized. NCBI's taxonomy places the organism in Eukaryota, Viridiplantae, Streptophyta, Magnoliopsida, Solanales, Solanaceae. Gene Ontology annotation, biological process: protein K48-linked deubiquitination. Gene Ontology annotation, molecular function: cysteine-type deubiquitinase activity; K48-linked deubiquitinase activity. The record is from RefSeq and is a predicted model, not a curated record.